This is a messenger RNA of Pisolithus orientalis, 549 nucleotides long. RefSeq names its product ubiquitin-conjugating enzyme/RWD-like protein. The coding region runs from base 1 to 549 and encodes 182 amino acids. Gene Ontology annotation, molecular function: ubiquitin conjugating enzyme activity. Lineage: Eukaryota; Fungi; Basidiomycota; Agaricomycetes; Boletales; Pisolithaceae. The transcript is spliced from 4 exons. The record is from RefSeq and is a predicted model, not a curated record. Gene Ontology annotation, biological process: protein polyubiquitination; ubiquitin-dependent protein catabolic process. Gene Ontology annotation, cellular component: nucleus.
AUGUCCGACUACGAAGUCACCCUCGUCAACGACAGCAUGCGCGAAUUUUACGUGCGAUUCUACGGGCCAGCAGAGAGUCCGUCGUUUUGCUCUGCACCCGCCUCGUCCCUUUGUCUUACGGACAGCCCUACAGCACCAUUUGCAGGUGGCAUUUGGAAGAUACAUGUGGAGCUGCAAGCCGACUACCCAUACAAGUCUCCAAGUAUUGGUUUUAUGAACAAGAUCUUCCACCCUAACAUUGACGAAUUGAGUGGUUCUGUCUGCCUGGAUGUUAUCAAUCAAACGUGGUCACCCAUGUUCGAUAUGAUCAACAUCUUCGAGGUGUUUUUGCCGCAAUUAUUGCGGUAUCCAAACCCUAAUGAUCCUUUGAACGGCGAAGCCGCUGCGCUUUUGAUGCGACAUCCGAAAGAAUAUGAAGCCAAGGUCAAAGAGUACGUGCAAAGAUUCGCAACGAAGGAAGUGGUCGAUGCAACGAACGGUCCCGACGACAAAGAGGAGGAGGACGCAGAAAUGAGCGACAUUGGCAGCAUCAGCGAAGACGACUCUUGA